Carassius carassius (crucian carp) is the source of this 1394-nucleotide messenger RNA. It is a transcript of the gene ubtd1a, whose product is annotated as ubiquitin domain containing 1a. NCBI's taxonomy places the organism in Eukaryota, Metazoa, Chordata, Actinopteri, Cypriniformes, Cyprinidae. Bases 556 to 1248 code for a protein of 230 amino acids. Gene Ontology annotation, molecular function: protein binding. The record is from RefSeq and is a predicted model, not a curated record. The transcript is spliced from 3 exons.
CCGGAGUAACGUUUGGGAAAAUAUAUAUGAAUGUGCCAUAUGCACUGCUGUAUUUCUGCUGUUUUUCCAUGCAGCGCUUGUUCAGGAUAAUGUGCAAGAGCUCCCUCUAGUCGCAGAUUUCACUAGUUCAUCGGUUUCAUUGUUUAGAGCUCAACACUGAUUAAUUCUUCUUUAGGGAUUUUAGUGUGGACAACAUACGCAAUUAUAUGUGUGUUAAACUCCGAGGAUAAUUUAAUAUCAAGUUUAUAUUUCUAUUAACUGUCUAUUGACUGUAUUCGUGUGAUGACUUUGUCUUCCUGAAAGGUUACUGAUCAGCUUAGGUCUUUUAGACGAAUGUCGACUCAGCGGAAUACAACGGGCUUGUGUCUGCCCUCGGACAGCAACAUAUCUGAUUACCUAAAAUAAUAUUCAACUAGACAAAAUCUUUCUUAUGCAAAAACAAAAUACAAUUUAUUAACGUCAUUGACUAGGACUUCUGACAUUUUGGAUCCUGUAGAAAUGCAUUUAUUCGGGCAUCCAGGCGUCUGAAGCUUGGUCCUGAUGUGAGUUUGAGUGAUGGGAAGUUGUUUUGGAGUGAUACGUCAAAGGUCUCACCUGACCUCCAGGAAUGCAUCCAGAUACAGCACCAAAGGAAGAGGACGCAAUGAGCCCCUGAAGAAAGAUAAGCCCAAGUGGAAAAGUGAAUAUCCUAUGACAGAGGGCCAGCUGCGCAGUAAAAGAGAUGAAUUCUGGGACACGGCCCCAGCUUUUGAUGGUCGUAAAGAGAUCUGGGAUGCACUGAAAGCUGCAGCUGUCGCGAUUGACUGUAACGACCAUGAACUGGCGCAGGCUAUUGUAGAUGGAGCCAGCAUCACACUGCCUCAUGGGUCUCUUAUGGAGUGCUAUGAUGAACUGGGGAACCGCUAUCAGCUCCCUGCAUACUGCUUGGCUCCUCCAGUCAACCUGCUGUCUGAGUGCAACGAUCAUAAUGUGUCUGAAAACUCUGAGCCAGAGGAGAAGAAGGAGAAGGAGUUCCAGCUGAAGGUGCGUCUCUCCACCGGAAAAGACCUUCGCCUCAGCGCCACGAUGGCCGAUUCCAUUCGUCAGCUGAAAAAACAGCUUCAAAUUCAGGAAGACAUUGAUACCGCCCACCAGCGCUGGUUUUUCUCUGGAAAGCUACUCACGGAUAAAACACGUUUACAAGACACCAAAAUCCAGAAGGACUUUAUAAUACAGGUCAAUGUUAGUCAGCCCAUUGUUCCCAGCUAAACACACAAAUCUUUAAACUGGGACUCAAUGAACUCAAACCUAUGUUUCCAUUAUAUCAUGUCACUGAUCCGGUGUGAGUUUCAACACUUGUGCUUUUUAAAUAUUAAGCACAAACAUUUUCUUCCAGAAAGGUCUAUUUUCUUGAA